UAACUACCAUCACUUAUUUUAAUCAAAAUUUGACUUUAUUGAGUCAACUGCUUCCCACCCUUUUUGUUUCAUAUCAUAAACAUGUGAUUUUUGGAGCUCUGAUCAAUCUACGAUUCCAAAAACUAAGUGUUUGUUUUCAAUUACAGGUGGUAUGAAACUAGGGUUCGAAGGUAAAUGGGUUUGAAUCUAGUUUGGGGAUUGUUGUUGGUGGUGGUGUUCUUCAAUGGAUGCUUCAGUAAGAAUGCUAGUGUUCCUUCAAGACCAGAUAUCGUAAAUAUUGGAGCCAUUUUGACUUUUGAUUCCAUCAUAGGGAAAGUUGCUAAAAUCGCGCUAGAGGCUGCUGUAGAAAAUGUGAAUUCUGAUCCAGCUAUACUUAAUGGAACCAAGCUGAAAAUAACCAUUCAUGACUCCAAUUUCAGUGGGUUUGCAAGUAUCAUGGAGGCUUUGCAGUUCAUGGAGAGCGAAAGUGUAGCCUUAAUCGGCCCACAAACAUCAGUCUUGGCUCAUAUGAUCUCCCAUGUGGUGAAUGAACUCCAAGUCCCUCUACUAUCUUUCACAGCCACGGACCCCACACUUUCCUCGCUUCAAUACCCCUUUUUUGUCAGAACUACUCACAGCGAUCUCUUCCAAAUGGCUGCCAUAGCAGAUAUAGUCGAGUACUAUGAAUGGAGACAAGUGGUAGCCAUUUAUAUAGACGAUGAUCAUGGGAGAAAUGGAAUAACUUCAUUAGCAGAUCAGUUAGCUGCUAAAAGAUGCAAGAUCUCCCAAAAAGCUCCUAUUAAGCCCGAAGCAACUCGUGCAGAUAUUAGUGAUGUUUUACUUCAAGUUGCUUUACUGGAAUCAAGAGUUCUUGUUGUUCAUACUUACGCUAAUUGGGGAUUAGAUAUACUUGAUGUAGCUCAACAUCUUGGAAUGAUGGAAAGUGGGUACGUUUGGAUUACAACCAAUUGGCUCUCUACUGUCAUAGAUAUAAGUUCGCCACUUCCCUUAAAAGCGAUUAAUGCUAUGCAAGGAAUUAUUACAUUAAAAUCAUACAUUCAAGAUUCAGAAGUGAAAAGAAAGUUUACAUCUGAAUGGAAGAACUUGACGAAUUUGGGUCUGAGUACUUAUUCUCUGUAUGCAUACGACACGAUUUGGAUUCUUGCUCGUGCUCUUGAUGAGUUCUUUAAUCAGGGUAGAAACGUUUCUUUCUCAAAAGAUCUUCAAUUGAAUAAUCAAUCUUUAGGAGGUUUCUUGAAUCUUGAUUCUUUGAGCAUCUUUAAUGGCGGAAAGAUGUUGCUUGAAAACAUCUUAAGAGUCAAGAUGAAUGGAACAACAGGAUCAACUGAGUUCACUUCUGAUAAAAAUCUGGUUUUUCCUGCUUUUGAAGUUAUAAAUGUGAUUGGUACUGGCGUUAGACGAGUUGGGUAUUGGUCAAAUUCUUCGCAUCUGUCAAAAUCUCCACCAGAAACAGUCAAUACGAAGCUUUCAAACAGUUCUACUUCAUCUGAGUUGUUAUAUAGUGUAAUUUGGCCUGGUCAAACGAUUAAAAAACCACGUGGAUGGGUUUUCCCACAAAACGGCAAACAGUUGAAGAUUGGGGUUCCACACCGAGUUAGUUUUGAGGAGUUUGUGGAACAAGUUAGGGGGACUGAUUUAUACAGAGGAUACUGCAUUGAUGUGUUUACUUCUGCAAUAAACCUGCUGCCAUAUGCUGUCCCAUAUAAGUUCCAUUCUUACGGGGAUGGUCAAACUAACCCAAGUAUCACAGAUCUCGUGAGCUAUAUAAAAGCUGGUAGAUUUGAUGCUGCGGUGGGCGAUAUUGCGAUCAUCACUAACCGGACACGAAUGGCGGAUUUUACUCAGCCAUUUAUCGAAUCUGGACUAGUUGUGGUGGCACCAGUCAGGAGGCUAAACUCUGGAACUUGGGCUUUUCUCAGGCCAUUCACUGCUAAAUUGUGGUGUGUUACUGGGAUCUUUUUUCUAGCUGUUGGAGUCGUUGUUUGGAUUCUAGAACAUCGUAAAAACGACGAAUUUCGUGGCCCUCCUAAACAACAGAUCAUCACAACCCUAUGGUUUAGCUUUUCGACCUUAUUUUUCUCCCACAAACAGAACAUGAUGAGCACUCUUGGUCGUAUCGUGUUAAUUCUAUGGUUAUUCGUGGUUCUGAUAAUCAGCUCCAGUUAUACCGCAAGUCUCACUUCAAUCUUGACCGUACAGAAACUUUCUUCUCCUAUUGAAGGGAUAAGUAGUUUAAUAUUGAGCAAAGAUCCCAUUGGAUACCAAAAAAAUUCGUUUGUUAGAAACUAUCUGGUUGAAGAACUUGGCAUUUCCGAAGCUAGACUUGUUCCACUUGGCUUGCCGGAAGAUUACGAAAAAGCCUUAAAAGAUGGUCCUAACAAUGGCGGUGUUGCUGCAGUUGUCGAUGAACGUCCAUAUAUCGAACUCUUCCUUUCGACCCGCUGCCAAUUCAGCAUUGUUGGUCAAGAAUUUACCAAAAACGGAUGGGGAUUUGCCUUUCCACGGGACUCUAAUCUCGCAGUGGAUAUCUCGACGGCCAUUCUAAAACUUUCAGAAAACGGAGAGUUACAACGGAUUCACGACAAAUGGCUAAUACGGGGCGCUUGUAGUUCACAAGGAGCGAAAUUUGCAGUGGACCGGCUUGAGCUAAAAAGCUUCAAAGGCCUGUUCUUUAUAUGUGGGCUAGCUUGUUUUCUUGCUCUUUUCAUAUACUUGGUGCUGAUCAUAUACCAGUAUAUAAAACACAAACCGGAUCUUCCGGAAUCUUCCGGACGUAGCCUCCGAUCAGGCCGGCUUCAGACAUUCAUUUCAUUUGUUGAUGAAAAAGAAGAGUCGGUUAAAGCCCGUUCCAAGAAACGGAUUAAAGACGCAAGUUCACGUAGGAGUAAUGGAGAUGAUUCCUCGGCGAAUGACUAUAGAAGCACGCAGAGAGAAUCGCCUUCGGAAUGGUCACAAAAUGUAGAUCGAUCUUAGUCAUGUUUGCUAUUUCAUGCAUUUUGCCCGAUGCAUCUUUUAUAUGUGAAAGAUCAAAUACAACUUUCUAAUACAUGAUUAGAAUGUGUAAAUACUACUAAAGGGGCUACAAGGUGGUGUAUAUGAGAUUAUAGAACACAUAAAGUAUUGUAUAGCUGAUGUAAACUAGCAAGUAGUUUUCUUAUUUGUAUGUAAAGGUGAAUGAAUCUCUAGGUUCACUUGCAGAAAAGUUAGAUCAAACCAAAUCAAACGAAAUCAGUAUUAUCCCACUUGAAGAAGGGGUCUGAGGGUAUGAUUUACGCAAGCUUAGAUUUAUGCAGAUCUGACCUCUAUGUUAGUCAGAUAGUAGAGCGUUAAAAGUGUAUGAAAGACAGAAAUGCAAAUAUGAUUGAAUUUUGAAAA
Molecule: messenger RNA, 3375 nt
Organism: Cynara cardunculus var. scolymus (artichoke)
Lineage: Eukaryota; Viridiplantae; Streptophyta; Magnoliopsida; Asterales; Asteraceae
Product: glutamate receptor 3.6-like
Exons: 6
Coding region: 175-2973 (932 amino acids)
Cellular component (GO): plasma membrane
Molecular function (GO): glutamate-gated receptor activity
Source: RefSeq, a predicted model, not a curated record